Molecule: messenger RNA, 186 nt
Organism: Scutellospora calospora
Lineage: Eukaryota; Fungi; Glomeromycota; Glomeromycetes; Diversisporales; Gigasporaceae
Source: the annotation of a GenBank genome assembly
AACAUCAAACUGCAAAACCUUUUAUAGGAAAUGGUAAUCUUGUUAUAGGAAAGAUUUCAAGUAACCUUUUAACAUAUACAUUAAAAGCUGUGAAAGAAAUUUUACUUCCUUUGAUGAGAAUUUCAAAUGAAGCAUACUACGAUUUAGUGAAGGAAAUUGAAAUUGAACUUUAUAGUGGAAAAGCAG